AUGGCGACUUUUAAAGAAACCCGAGAAGUUUUGCUUGCUAGCUAUGCCUGUGGUAUCAUUACGGAUGAGGAAUUUUCUUUACUUUUCGAAGAAAACAGUUCAAGCAACUUAGAUUUCCCUUACGACAACUACCCGCCGUUCAAUCUGGAGAGCCAAAGUGAAGCUGAGUGUAGGGCGAACUUCAGGGUUGAAAAGCACCACAUUCCUCUGGUAGAAGAUGUUCUUCAAAUUCCGCAAUUCUUCGUAUGCGACCAGGGAACGGUUUGCGAAGGAACAGAAGGGCUUUGUAUGCUUUUAAAGCGAUAUGCCUUUCCUUGUCGGUACUCCGACAUGAUACCUAUUUUUGGACGACCGGUUCCAGAACUUUGUAUGAUAAGCAACACC
Molecule: messenger RNA, 384 nt
Organism: Porites evermanni
Lineage: Eukaryota; Metazoa; Cnidaria; Anthozoa; Scleractinia; Poritidae
Source: the annotation of a GenBank genome assembly